This is a messenger RNA of Pocillopora damicornis (cauliflower coral), 1837 nucleotides long. Its product is annotated as sodium/potassium/calcium exchanger 5. Lineage: Eukaryota; Metazoa; Cnidaria; Anthozoa; Scleractinia; Pocilloporidae. Gene Ontology annotation, biological process: calcium ion transmembrane transport; intracellular calcium ion homeostasis. Gene Ontology annotation, cellular component: plasma membrane. Gene Ontology annotation, molecular function: calcium channel activity; calcium, potassium:sodium antiporter activity. The record is from RefSeq and is a predicted model, not a curated record.
UGAAAAAGGUCCCUAGCAUAUCAUUAUUAUGUGCUCGCGGUUUAUAUAUUCAUUCACUUGCUCGAUUCUUCGCUAGAAUUUACACAAGAACAAAACACUUUUCUUGAGUGAAGGCCAAUGGUAAAUGCUUUCAGCAACGAUUUUUCCUGAGAGAUCGAUUUUUUUUUCGUCGGGGCGUUGAACUCAGAAACUGAACUUUGAGUUAAAAUUGAGGUCAACAAUGUUUGAUACGGUGAUUAUUCUAUGCGGGGCGUGACAAAAUAAGGUCAAGGCCGCAGGCUGAGUUGUCUGACAAGAAAGUUACAGGUGUGAACGAGGUUAUGUUUCGGGAUUUCGCUCAGCAAGCUCUAAAUGACACACAUCUAAGUGAAGUAUGAUAUGUUUACCGCGAUCUAACCAGUAAGAUAUGGAUCUGGUGUACCAUGAUAGCUCUCUAUCACUCGUCGCUAACGAGGAGUGUGGAAUAAGAUCCUGCAGGCCUCCAAGAAUUGAAGAAUUCCCUCCUGAUCUGUUCAACCAGGAGCAGAGAUUUUACGGUGGAGUUACGUUUCAUCUUCUAGUUUGCCUCCAUAUCUUUUGCGCUUUGACUGUUGUCUGCGACGACUACUUCGUGGCAUCGCUGAACCGAAUCACCAAAUGUUUGGGUCUUAAACCAGAUGUGGCCGGUGCUACCUUCAUGGCUGUGGGAAGCUCCGCACCGACACUCUUUAUCUCAAUAAUAUCGACAUUUUUCACAGAAGGAGACAUCGGCCUCGGAACAAUAGUUGGCUCGACUAUAUUCAACACACUUUUCAUCAUAGCCUUGUGUGGUAUUGGCGCUGGUUUGACGAUGCGUUUGAAAUGGUAUCCGCUUUUUAGAGAUUCUACCAUGUAUGUAAUUAGCGUGAUCAUCUUGAUGAUUUCGAUUUACGAUCGGAAAGUUCAUUGGUAUGAAAGCGCCGCGUUUUUCAUCUCAUACUCUGUUUACAUUAUUGUGAUGUAUUUCAACUCAAAUAUUGAGGAAUGGUCCAUGAAACUGAAAGAUCGGAUAAUAAAACCCAACGCCGAAGCAGAUUCUGAAGUUGAUGAGAAAGGUCAAGAUACUGAAGCUGAAACUUUAGAAAAUGAUUCCUCCCACGAGGAAGAAAAUCGUUUUAAAACACCAAAAGGAUUUUUCUCAAGGAUAGUUUGGAUUUUCACUUUACCUUCCAUAGUUUUAUUUUAUAUAACAAUUCCAGAUUGCCGUAAGAAGGAAUGGCGAAAAUUUUACUUGGUAACAUUCACAGUUUCGGCCUUCUGGAUGGGUGGGUUAUCGUACAUUUUAGUCUGGAUGGUUUCCCUCGUGGGAUUCACUUACAAUAUCCCAGAAUGCGUCAUGGGUAUGACAUUCCUUGCUGCGGGCAGCAGUCUCCCAGACGCCAUCGCUAGCUUGGUGGUCGCUAAACAAGGAAGCGGAGAUAUGGCUGUAUCAAAUUGUAUUGGCAGCAAUGUUUUCGACAUGUUAUGCCUUGGAAUUCCAUGGAUGAUCAAAACUACUAUAAUCACUCCGAGCAGUGUAGUUCACAUUCAAAGCGAGAACAUAUUUUUUACUUCAGGGAUUUUGAUAGCUAGUAUCAUUUGUACAGUGUUACUGAUAGCUCUUAACAAAUGGCGGUUAGACGAGAAACUAGGCGUUAUUUUUCUUGUUAUGUAUUUGAUUUUUCUUGGUAUUGCUACAUUUAUCGAAGUGCUGCCUUGUUGCUGAGCACAGAAAAACGGGUUUUGAAAUAACCCAUGCUAGCCGUAGGUUAACAGAUAUGGCUCAGUGGCGGAAAUCGAGAAGAUUUUGAUAUGUGUCAAUAAAUCAACUGUUCAUUUA